Messenger RNA from Cylindrotheca closterium, 4071 nucleotides. Lineage: Eukaryota; Bacillariophyta; Bacillariophyceae; Bacillariales; Bacillariaceae. The record is from the annotation of a GenBank genome assembly.
AUGAUGGAGAUCGAAAAUGGCUUUCUUUACCAACAAGAAUGCGAGAUUGUCGUCAUCGGCGACAUAGAAGUUCCAGAUUCCAAGUGGUUGAACCUUAUUCUGGAAGAGAAUUCAUCAAAUUCUGCUUUGGAUGAUGAAACGUGCUUGUCGUUGGAUCUUGUAGUAACUGCCCCCGACAAUGGAUCUGUCAGGCUGUGCGGACCAAGGCCUCGAUUCGACGGCACAUCAAAAGAUAUGAAGUCAAAUAUUAGUGCAUCAGGUGGGCGCAAACAACGAUCAGAUGCAGUACUCCUUCUCGGUCUCACACUGACCUGUCAAGAUCUUGGACACAUCAUUAUCAAGACAGUGAAAUUCCGGAUACAUGAAAAAUCUCAGAUUUCAGAGGAGCAAGCAACGGCAAUGAAUCAAAGAGUGGCAUCCAUGUACAUUACUUUUAAUGUUCCUCACGUAAUCAUGAAGUCGAUGAGGGGGCGGAAUGAACGUCGCUUCAUAUCUUUGUCAUCGAAGAUGUUGCCUCCAUCAACACAACUACUUCUUAUGCUGAUGAGAAGUGACUGGGAUUUUCUUGACGCAACAAUAUCUGCAAGUAACAACCUGAAAAUAGGAGAGAUGAAUAGAUGCCAAAGAAGGCCAUCUCUGUUUCCGUCUAAGCUACUUCUGAACGAGGUAUACCCGAGAAUACGAAGUGCAGCAUCGCUGGACCUCGAGAUUGCUCAAGAGCUAAAAUCAAGAUUAGACCCGGGAAAGGGGACUUUAGACAGCCUUCCGAAGGAUAUCCUCGAGCAUCACAUUGCUGUGUUCCUCAGGGCUCGAUCACUGGACUCUUUGCGACGUACUUGCAAAUCAAUUCAUCGAAAUCUCAGCUCGGUCGUUCCUGGAAUGUCACUGAAUUUGUACGACCAUCAAGUCAAAUCAUUAGGAUGGAUGAGAUACCGAGAAACCCAGUCAAUUUCAGAAGGGGACUUAAUAUCGACCACAAGCCGACGAGUUCAUUGCAUGGACGGAGAUCCACAUCGUUCCGCUUCAGGAGGCGCUUCGACUCUUCUACUGGAUCGUAUUGAAGGUGCUAAAGCCAUUCACAUAUCUCAGUUCGACGGUGAAGAAGUUGUGCUACAACGCGAUAACCCACUGACUGCGAUGGUUGCAAGGGGUGGGCUGCUCUGUGACGAUCCAGGCCUUGGCAAAACAAUCACCGUUCUUUCUUUGAUCCUUCAGACGUUUGGGCUGUCGACCUCGUUGGCCCAUGACGAAGCCAAGGAGACCACUAUCCACGAUAAAAAGAAUAUAGAGAAGGCUAGCGAUCAACUGAUAUUUGAGGAAUAUUGGAACGAAAAUCUCGUUCCACGGGAUCGCAUUUCAUUCAUGCUUUCGUUUCUGAUGGACUUGAGUCGAGACAACAGAUUCACUUUUGGAUACUUCGAGUUACCAAUAGAUCCAAUCAGGGAUGGUUGUCCAGACUACUACGAAGUAAUAAAGGAUCCACUUUGCUUCAAGGCGAUAAGGCAGAAGGUGAACGAUGGGGAAUACAGCCACUUUGCCGAUUUUGAAAGGGACAUUGAGAAAGUGCUCGAGAACGAUUUAAAGUAUUAUCCUCCAGGUGAUGAAGUACAUGAAGCUGGUCUCAAGUUGAGGGAGAGCUUUCGGAGAAUCACUAAGAAAUUGAAGGCAAAAACUAUCAAGACUGCAAAAAAAUCUUUCUCAAGAGCAGGUGCAAAACCAAAUUCGAGAGUUGCCGCUCUGGUGGAGAAGAAUAGACGAAAGAAGUUGAAGGAUUCUCUCACGCCAUCUUCGUCAACUCUUCUUGUUGUACCAGGGGUUCUUUUGGAGCAUUGGGAGGAACAGCUGUCGCUCCAUGUGGAUCUUAAAUACUGCACAUGCAAAACUCCAAUAGUAUUUGAAUACAGGGGUACAAACAAGUGCGAACUCAAAAUGGAGCAGAUUCUGGCUCAAUGCGAUGUCGGCAAAACCCAUUUUCCGCUCCUAUUUAUCGACAAGACUGGAACAAGGAAGCUUCCUCCGCCUAACUUCUUGUCAAAAUUCAGCGUUGUUCUCACAACAAACCAACGAUUCACCAACGAGUGGAAAAAUGGCUCGCUCGAAGAUGAAUUGAAUAGGAAGCAAGGCGAUACCAAGCUGUUUCAAGAAGAUGAUGAAGAGCCCUGUACCCUACUGAAGGUGAAUUGGUUGCGAAUGGUCGUCGAUGAGGGCCACUCGAUGGGAAGAGGGACGGAUAAUUCAGCAAUAUCAUUUGCAUCUUGGAUACAUGCCGAACGGCGGUGGGUGAUGACGGGCACCCCAACGAGGCAAACUCUUUCACAAACCGGGUUGGUAAGCAUUCGCCAUCUACUCCAUUACUUGGGACACACCUUCUUCUCCAGACGACAGAAUGGUGAUACUUUGUGGAGCAAUCUAGUCACCAAAGGCUGGAAUCGCGGUUAUCUCGCUUCCUUUUACAGAAUUCAAGCUCUCCUUUCUCUUCUGAUGGUACGUCAUACCAAAAUGGACAUUGAAGAGCUCCCACCUCCCCAAUAUCAGACAACUGUGCUUCCAAUGAGUAAGGAGGAAGUCACGACCUACAACACGUUGGUAUGUGCGGUACAGUCAAACUUGCUCAUCACUUCGAUGGAAGGUAGAACAUCUGGUGCGCAAGAUUCCUUGCUUGACAAGUCUCAAUCACGACACGCCAAGAGAGCGCUGGAGAAUGUCCGACUGGUUUGUGCUGGGGGUACUCAGGUGCUCCCGACACUUGAUCAUAAGAAUUGGACUGAGUUCAUUAGGGACAUUGAACUGUGCAAUCCGCCUCCAGAGAAUCUCGCGGCUGUCAAGCAAUACUUGUCGAGGGCUGUGACUGGAGGUCUUUCUGCAUGUGGUUCGUGCGGCAUGAUGCUCAGUACCCUCCUAGUUUUUCCUUGCGGUGAUCUAGUUUGCACAGAGUGCGCCGAUCGUGAUUCACGUGAAUGCGUUGUUUGCUCCAAACCAUUUGAUGUGGAUCUAUUUCAAAGACUACAGCCGGGAAUGCUCUACGAGUGGCUGCAUAACGUGGAAGAAGAGCUCAAAAAGAAGAAAAACAAAGGAGUGGGAACCAGUGUAUCGAGUGUAAACGUAGAGGACUCAAUCGCCACGCUGGAUGGUGGUGCUGGUGUCAUGGCACCAUUGGAUCCAACUCAACCACGUCGGCGAAGUAGAAAACCUGGAGAUGGUCAUGCCUGUUUAUAUAGCCCUAAAACUACAAAUGGGGAGUGUAUAUUGUGUUGGAAGCAGCAUGAGAGUUGCAACUUCAUGACAUCAUCAAGUCAGUGUAAUGAAUGUUUUCAACGAGCUGAAGACUGUCCGGAGAGUGAAACAAAGUCUUUUCACGUUGUCACAAACCUACUUGGACUGUACACUCAGCAGCAGAAUCGGGGCCAACAAAUUGCUUCCCCAUCUUCGAUAGAGAUACAGCUAGCGACAAGGCGUCCUCUAAAGGCAAUCGUUUUCUCUCAGUUUCGAAAAGUUCUCAACAUGGCUGGGGAUAGACUCCUUCGAAGAUUUGGAGGUGGUUGCAUAGCCGAGUACUGGGGUUCGUUUCGGCGGAAGGAGUUAUCCAGAUUUAUUCAUGAUGAUACAUGCUUUUGCAUGCUCCUUGGAAAAGAUGGCAGCGAAGGUCUUGACCUUAGCUUUGUAACCCAUAUUUUCUUCAUGGAGGAGGUGUGGGAUAAAUCUUUGCAAGAACAGGCAGUCGCUAGAGCGUGGAGAAUGGGUGCCAAGGGCUCGGUCGUCGUAGAGACCCUCGUGGCCCAGAAUAGUGUCGAAGAGACAAUGGCUGAAAUGGAGAAAGGGUCUUAUAAUCCAGAGCUGACAAUUGACAGGGGUAGCGACCUUGCUGGAGCAGCCAAACAAUCAAAGCUAAAGAGCUCCGAAUACCAACGUGCAAAGCUCCAAUACCUGUUGAAGGGACUUGCGCUUGUUACAAAUCAGUAUACUUCUUCAUUUGGAGUUAACAAACGCCCAACGCCUAUCGCGAGCUCAAUUUCGGAACCGCUUGCCAAGAAGCAGCGAUUACUAGACAGAAGGGUUCGUUUUCAAGAGUGA